Gryllus bimaculatus (two-spotted cricket) is the source of this 4011-nucleotide messenger RNA. The record is from the annotation of a GenBank genome assembly. NCBI's taxonomy places the organism in Eukaryota, Metazoa, Arthropoda, Insecta, Orthoptera, Gryllidae.
AUGACGUCCGCGUCCUCCACUCUUGGUGUCCUGCGCCGCAGCGCCCGCCGUAGCGCCGGCUGCGUCGGUUAUGCCAAACCGGGCGACACGUCGUCGGCGACCGCGAUGCGAACGCGCGUGGUUUGUAUCUAUAUUAUUGCAAUCGCGCUCCGCGAGCCGCCCGCCGCUCCCGUUCGGCCCGUUUGUUACGCCGUCGCGCGCCGCGCUGUAUUGGCAGCGGCGCCGGCGCGCGAGGCGGGAUGGGCGGGUGUCGGCGGCGGGAGGUGCGGCAGGCGCGUCGCGGCCGAUCGCCGGCCGACGGCCGGCGACGGCGAACCUUUCCAUUCUCAAGACGGCGCCUUCCCGCACGGAGGCGCGUCAGUGCGGCAGUUCCUCGAGUACCAAGCGGCGGCGACGCCGAGCCGCGUUCGCGUCGUCGAGAUGACGGUGACCAAGAAAGACUCCGCCAAGGGCGGCAAGGGGAAAGGAGCGAAAGCAGCGAAAGACACGGCGGUGGCUUCGACGUCGAAGGCGACGACCGCGACCACGGAAUCCGCGAAGAGGCAAUCGACGGCGACCGUCACCAAGUCGUCGUCCACGUCCAGCGUCAGCAGCAGCAAGUCCAGCAGACAACAGGUGGUGUCCGAGGCGGCCUCCGCGCAGGCGAUCGAAGGCGCCAGCAACGGCGCACUGCACGUGAUCGAAGAUUGGUCGUCGGCCGAACACGCGGCCGACGGCGCCACCAGUGUUCGCCGGACGUCGUCGGGCGCGGUGGCUAACGGCGCGGCCGUCGUCCUGCCGGCCGACGGCGCCGUCAGUACCACCGUCGUCGAGUCCGUCAGCCAGGCCUCCACCUCCAAAAAGUCCAGCAGCAAGAAAGAGUCCUUCUCCUCCAGCACGGUCGUGACCGGCGGGACGGAAGUGCUCACGUUCACGGGGCGAACCACAGAUGUGACCGGCAAAAGCAGAAAACAGCUCGCGCAAGAAUUCCUGCUGAACGAGGCAUCUAACGGCGCCAGGUCCCAGUCGACGUCGACCGUGACAGUUGCGGAAGGUAAGAAUCAAACAGGUGGCGUGACAACAACCGGUGUGAAAGGUGAAAAAGUUCUUCGCGGCGGGAAAUUAGUUUAUGUGUCGCCCUCGCCUUCGAAGGCAACCGCCAGCAACAAAAAACAAAAGGGAGUACCUGGUCCCACCGACACAGUCACGGUUUUUGAAGAAAUAGAUAUCGGUCCAGACGGAGAUAUAUCAACGUCUGUCGUGAUUGAUAAUAUUCUCCAGGGGGGAGACGUAGUUGAAGUGUCGUCCUCAUCGCAUCUUGCCAGCAGCAGCUCUCAACAACAGGCAACUACAAGCGUGUCGGAGACAGUGACAAUCAUAGAAGGAAAAGACUCUGUGCAAUCUGUCGGAACCACUUCGCAAAUUGUGCAGAAUGAAAAGGUGCUUCGCGGUGGGAAAUUAGUUCAUGUGUCUCCAGGAACAGAUGGCAGCACAAAGAAGCAAUCGGUGUCAGACACGACAGAGACUGUAACCGUCGUAGAGGAACAAUCGUCGGUGUCCGAAUCAGCGAGUACUCAGAAAAGGGAGUCUGUGUCCGGAAUAUCUGAAACAAUCAUAACCUACGUGGACGGAAAGGAAGUUGGGCGGACAACUGGAGGAACCACAACCGUUGCACAGGCAGACAAAGUUCUCCGAGGAGGGAAAUUAGUGGAAGUGUCGUCCUCGUCUUCAGACGUAGCACGAAGCAGAAAGAACGAGUCAAUAACCGGAGGAACAGAAACAAUCAUAACCUACGUGGACGGGAAGGAAGCGGGUCGAACAACUGGUGAUUCUACAUCCGUUGUUUCAGGCAAUGAAAAGGUCCUACGCGGGGGGAAAUUAGUUGACGUUACAUCAACAUCUACUUCUCAAACUGCGAGUUCCAGCAAGAAGCAUUCAACAUCUGGAACAACGGAAACAAUUAUAACGUUCGUAGAUGGAAAAGAAGUCGGCCGAACAUCCGGUGGAUCUACCACUGUCGCUCAAAGUGAGAAGGUCCUUCGAGGAGGAAAGUUAGUGGAAGUGUCAGGGUCAUCUAACGAAGUCACCGGUAAGAAGAAGAAAGAAUCAGUUUCCGGAUCAUCAGAAACUGUGAUAACAUACGUAGACGGCAAAGAAGUCGGCCGAACCUCCGGUGGAUCGACAACAGUUUCUAAAAAAGACGAAGUUCUCCAGGGAGGGAAAUUUGUUGAAGUAUCAUCCUCAGAAAUCACAACCAGCGACAGGAAAGAUGCUGCAUUGGGAGUAAGGGAAACAGUGGUGACAACUACUGACGGAAAAGAUUCUGGCCGGCCGGCUAAAUCACCGUCAACUACUAGCCCCGGUGAGAAAGUGCUUCGAGGAGGAAAGUUGGUUACCGUGUCCCCUUCUUCACAACCUACGAAGGGUAAGAAAAAACCUCAGCAGACAACACCCACCAGCACUACAGAAACUGUAAUCAUCGACCAAGGGAAGGCGCCGGACGGAAGUCAACCAACCACGAUGACAACUGUCGUACCUGGCGGGAAAGUGCUGCGAGGAGGAAAACUGGUGAGCGUCUCAUCGACAUCCCAGAUCUCCAGUUCCAGCAAGAAGGAGGCUGUUUCCAGCUCUACCGAAACAGUUACAGUCGUCCGCUCUUCCUCCAGCACCAUAGUGGACGAGGGGGUGAAGAAGAGUAGCAAAACAAUCCGACAGGUGGGCGGUGUGUCAGAAGUUGUUACAGGUGAUUUACAAACCAUUACGCACGGUGACGCCGUUUCUAACAUCGUCAGAAAAGAGUCGACGUCACAUGAAGAGCACGUUUCGCGCAGCAAGAGCGAAUCUGUCAGUCACGUCCAGGAGGUGUCUGAAAGUCAUCAGUUGAGCCAGCACAAGCAGACGGCUCGCGGACAGCACUCCACGGAUUCCAGGAACUUUUACGGCGAAGAGCCGAUUACUUACAUCGUAGAGGAACCAGGCAGCUCUCCCGAAAUUGUACGGCCGCGCGGGACAAGCGUUCAAGAGCACGUAUCCACUUCGGUGCAAGAACAUGUUUCAAAAAGCCACCAACAACAUGUGUCUAGCAGCACGCAAGUGAUUGAGAACGUCAGCCACCAGGAAUUUGUCACCAAUCAACAGCUGACCGACAACACCGACUCCGUGACCCGAUCGAUCACCCACGCGGACAGGAAGCAACCUACCGCCGUGACUCGCCAAGGCGUCGAACUCGCGACAUCAGAGACUCGACAGGCGACGAGCAGCAGCCAGGUGGUGAACGAGAAGGUCGUCAGCCAGCAGGAGAUGGUCGUCAACGAGAAAACGUCGUCCGUCACCACCCGCGACGACAAAAAGACGAAGGCCACAACGAAGGAGCCGAAGAAAGCGGAGCCGAAGCAGCCGGCGCCCUGCAAGGAGCAGUGCGUCUGCGAGAUAUGCACGUGCGGUUCGAGUGAAACCAUGAAUAUAUUUUCAAAACAACUGAAUGAAGCAUAUCAACCUCAAUUUGCCAAAGGCUUCCAAGUUCUGAAAUAUCAGAAUGUAAAAUUUAAGACUCACAAAAAAUCCUCUAAUGGAACAAGAAUAAACAAUACGAAAAAGUAUGCGGUGUUUCACGAGGCGUAUGCAGGGAUCCGGAGGUGGCCGUGGCGAGGGCGAGCGUCAGAAAGGGCGAAGGGCGUGGGCGUGGGCGUGGGUGGGGUAAGUUUCUCCCUGAUUUUGAAUAGUGAAUUCCUUGAAGAAAUUCGAAUUAUCUGCUGCAGAAAAAGGAAUACUCCACUUCGGACCUGCGCUUUGCAACCCUCCUCCUCUUUCUCGGAUGCAAGGCCGAUCUCCAAAUGGUGCGGUGCGGUGCACUCCGCCCUCUCAAAAGCGUUCCAGGAAAACGACCACGCGGAUACAAUGGGGAUUAAACUCCACGAGCCCCUGACGCCCAAUUGUGCAUUAUUAAAGGCCGAAGUGAAGAGGCGGCGUGCUUGUCUGAGAGCAGUUAUAUAUUUAAAUCAUAAAUACUAUGAAAGCAAAGAAAAGAAGUAA